UGAUAAGAUUAAUCUAAAGAGCAAAUUAUGGUGUAAUUUCCUAUGCUGAAACUUUGUAGUUAAUUUUAAAAAAAGGUUUCAUUUUCCUCUUGGUCUGAUUUCACAGGAACAUUUAACCUGUUUUGGUGAGGCAUUUUUUCUCCUGGAAGAGAGGCACUGAUUGGCCCCAAACGACUGACAAUCUGGUGUAACAAAAAUUUCCAAUGUAAACUCAUUUUCCCUUGGUUUCAGCAAUUUUAAAUCUAUAUAUAGAGAUAUCUUUGUCAGAACUGCAUUGUUAGCUUCCCCUGAUAAACUAAUUGUCCCACGCUGUCACUGCCAAGAGAGAUCUAUUGAUGGGUCUGGUCCCCCAGCUGACAGUCGCUCUGUUCUGCUUACUAGCAUGUGCCGACACCUUCCAUGGCUGCAACGACACCUUACAAGAAAUCAUCAAUGAUCUGAAUGUGCUCUCAAGCCAAAAGACUCUGUGUUCUGAGCUGGCUGUUGCUGAUGUCUUUGCCGGGCCCAAGGACAGAGCCGAGAAGCUGUGCCAGGCUGCGACGGUGCUUCAUCGCACGUCCUACCUCAGGGUGGAGCCUCCGUGCUCGAACGGACACAGAGAGUCAGUCUUUCUGAUUCUUCUCAAAAAGGUCUACAGGAACCUCAGGAGCAUGGCUCGGCCGAACUGUCCUGUGAGUGAACUCAAGCAGACGACCCUGAAAGACUUCUUGGAAAAUCUAAAAACGAUCCUGAAAAAGAAAUAUUCAGAGUGUUGA
Fukomys damarensis (Damara mole-rat) is the source of this 755-nucleotide messenger RNA. It is a transcript of the gene Il4, whose product is annotated as interleukin 4. The coding region runs from base 336 to 755 and encodes 139 amino acids. Gene Ontology annotation, cellular component: extracellular region. Gene Ontology annotation, biological process: positive regulation of cell population proliferation; positive regulation of defense response to virus by host; negative regulation of chronic inflammatory response. NCBI's taxonomy places the organism in Eukaryota, Metazoa, Chordata, Mammalia, Rodentia, Bathyergidae. Gene Ontology annotation, molecular function: interleukin-4 receptor binding; growth factor activity; cytokine activity. The record is from RefSeq and is a predicted model, not a curated record. The transcript is spliced from 4 exons.